UUUCCACCCACGCCACUCGGAAAUCAGUCACAAAGUACCCAUACUAAGAGCAGAAUCAGAGAACUCGUCAGUUAUCUUCGUUAGGCUUUACCUGUCGAUUGGGAUAUUGUUUGUGCUUAAUAUAUUUUUCAUUCAGGAAUACAUCUACUCUGUUCAUUGCCAUUGGUUUAAUUGUGUUUUGAUCGAUUGGAAAUAAAGACUGCUGACGUAUUCUUCUGCUUCUUUUGUCAACUGAAUAUUUGAAGGAUAACGACAGCCAUAAAUAUGGGAAUGAAUCACACCUCGAAUCACACCACAAAUUCAACGACUGGUCAUAAAAUGCAUCCAAUGUCUGGUAAUCACUCUAAUGGCCAGAUGGGCCAUAUGGGCCACAUGGGCCAGAUGGGCCAUAAUAUGGCGAUGGCUUUCGAGUUCAGCCAAUCAGCAACAAUCCUUUUUAAAGAUUGGGAUAUUGACUCCACUGGAGGAAUGGUGUGGUCAUGUAUCGUGGUGUUCCUUAUGGCCAUCUUUUAUGAAGGUUUCAAAGUUUUCCGUGAAGUCUUGAGAGAAAAAUACGGAAAACCCAAAUCUUACAACGUGUCUAGCAAUGGACACGGCGCGGCUGGCAAGGGACCUUAUGAUACAUCUGUGUAUGGGGGCGGGAACCGCUUCUGCAACUGGCAUCAUUUCCUCCAAUCUUUUCUGCACAUCAUCCAAGUGGCGAUUAGUUAUUUUCUUAUGUUGAUCGCGAUGACUUUCAAUGCAUGGCUUUUUAUAGCUGUGUGUCUUGGAGCUGGUUUUGGUUACUUUUUGUUCAGUUGGAGAAUUUCAAAGUCGUAUGAUGUCAAUGAACACUGCCAUUAAUUGUCCUCGGUAGCGAAUACUUUUUCACCCCAAGGCGCCACCUUUUAAUCUAAUUUAAUAAUUUGCCGUUUUCUAACACCAUACUAAGAUAUUCGCAUUCACUCGCAUUGAUUAUCAGUAGCUUAAUAUAAUUAUUAUAAUAAUCAUGAUGUAAUAAUUCAAUCUUAAUGCUCGCUUGUUAAACCUGGAUCCGUACAUUUGUUCAUCAGUCGAAUUUUAAAAUUGGAGGCACCAUCUUUGCCUUGGGACGCCAGACCAGUUCAGUGAUUGGCUAAAUGUAUUACAGGGGCCGGUUGUAUGAAAGCCGGAUAGUGAUUUUUUCAACCUUUCUAAAAAUGCUUGAAAAGCAAUGAAAUUUCAGCAUUGGAACCAAAAAUUAUUAAAGACGAUCCCGGAUAUAGGAAUAAAAAGAUUUAAUCAAAAUUAUACCAAAAACGGGCGAUUUUGAAGCGAUUGAAAAAACCACUAUCCGCUGGAUAGCGGCUUUCAUACAACCGGCCCCAGAUCUGUAUGUACACAAACAUGUAUAUACACGAUAAGUACAAAAAACAGGACUAGUCACUACCUGUGUUAGUACCAUAUCGAUGUUCCAGAUGCAUUGCGCAAUAGUUAAUAAGAGUAAACUGGUUAAGCUUAUAUAUAGUCUGCGAGCAGGCUAAUGGCAGGCCUACAAUGCAGAAUUCCAAGAACAACAUAUUUGCAUCCAUAAAUACAUGUAGUUUUUUAAAAUCACAUCUAUAGAUAUACAAUAUCUGGCUAAAUAUAAACCAAGAAUAUAAACCAAGAAUAUUAACCAAACAUAAAAGAAUGUACACGGCGAAUGUACCGUAAUAACUUUAGGAUAUAAAUAGUAUAAAUAAAAUUUUUAAUAUACUCUUAAGGUUGGCAUAAAAAAAUAUAUAUUUAC
This is a messenger RNA of Dendronephthya gigantea, 1750 nucleotides long. Its product is annotated as probable low affinity copper uptake protein 2. Bases 265 to 843 code for a protein of 192 amino acids. Gene Ontology annotation, molecular function: copper ion transmembrane transporter activity. Gene Ontology annotation, cellular component: membrane. The record is from RefSeq and is a predicted model, not a curated record. NCBI's taxonomy places the organism in Eukaryota, Metazoa, Cnidaria, Anthozoa, Malacalcyonacea, Nephtheidae. Gene Ontology annotation, biological process: copper ion transmembrane transport. The transcript has 4 exons.